AGUGACUCAGUGCGAUUUGAAACGGCGAACGGUGAAGAGAGCGGGAAAAACGAGUUCGGCGUCGGCGAAAUAACGCGCGUUGUUUAUUUGCGUUUUAGUUUUAAGUUAGCGCGUUUUUACUCACCGCCGGUGUCGCCCAAAUAAUGCUAGACACAGCCUAGAGCAACGGCAAACCAAAAGAAAAACCAUCUAGUACUAGACCACUUAGAACGCCACACAAGCAGAAUCGGAAGCGGAGAAAUGGGCCGCAGCCGGAGUCCCGCCUCGCCGGCGCACAGGAGACGCGAGAAGGAGCGAUCCGAGCGGAAGAAGCGCCGGGAGCGGCGUUCCCGCGAGCGGGAGGCCAUCGGAGUGGCCCCCGCCGGAGCAUCUGGAUCUGGAGGAGGAGGAGGAGCAGGAGGUGGCCCCGGUCGCCGUGAGCGGGAUCGCGACAGGAGUCGCAGCCGCGAACGGGAGCGCGACCGCGAUCGUGCGCGGGGCCGGCGUUCUAGAUCGCGGUCGAGGGGCGCCGGAGGAGGAGGAGGAGGCGGAAGCAGCGGCGGCAACAGCAGCUCCGGACCAUCGACGUCGCGAAGGACGACGAGGAACAAUGCGGCGAGCACAGCUGCCGAACGGCCCAAGAUUAACGAGGCCGACCUGGAGGGAAAAUCACCGGAAGAGGUCGAGAUGCUCAAGACAAUGGGAUUCUGCACGUUCGACACCACCAAAAACAGGAAGGUCGAGGGCAACGAUGUCGGAGAAGUGCAUGUAAUCCUGAAGCGAAAGUACCGCCAGUACAUGAAUCGCAAGGGUGGCUUCAACAGGCCGCUCGAUUUCGUGGCCUAGCAGUCCUUGGCGGCAGCCAUCUCCACAUGCUUAUCGCCCUUCGCCCAACUAGUUUGCUACGCUUUUUUUACUUGUCCGUGCCCAAUCCCAAUCCGAAUGGGCAAUGGGCGGCGGACGAAGACCUGCAAUUUUAUGCAAUAGACCGGUUUACAAAAUUCUGCCAUCUUUUGGCCCCGUCAAAAUUUCCACUCAUCAAGCAAGUUCUGCAAGAGGACAGCCUCACCACACUCAUACCUCAAUUAGUUAUUUAGUAGUUUAAGCCUGAAGUGCGCCUUUGUUAUAGAGUUGGCCCCACCAAAGGUUAAUUUUACAACAAAUAUCUGGGGCUGAAAGCAAUCCCAACCCUUUUCGGUUGGAGAAUCUGCUUUCAGCUGCAGUUGACAACGCACGACGAUUGCUUUUUGAAUAUUUCAAAGUAAUUAACAAUUGUUUUUGUUGACAUCUCGCCAUUUUGUACGAAUACGAAUUAACUGAAGCCAGCCUGAAACCGAAAUUCACAACAGCAAAAUUUUCAAACUCACAUACAGACAAUUACUUAAAGUAUUUGAAAACACACCACAGCCCAAAACGAACAAUCCGCAUCCCCAUCCCAUUCCUUAUCCCAACCGUAAUCCCAAAAACCACCCAACUUACUUCCUCCAUACGCUGCAAUAGUACAACUUUUACAACCAAACAAUAUAUAUCAAAUAUAUAUUUUAUAUAUAUAGAAAUUAAAAUAUACACACACACCACAAGUACCUUAUCCCCCGUAAACCCCCAGAAUGAACCUUACAAUAGCCAUAGCAAUUUGUUGAAAGAAUUAUUAUUUGUUUAACAAUCAAAAUGUUGUAAUUAAUCCAGUUAAUUCCGAUUUAAAUCACAAGUGCCAACAGAUCAGGCAAACCAACGCUGAAGAUGAAUCACGUUUUUAUAGAGAUAUUUGUAUAAUCAUUUUGUACUUUUUUUAUAAGAUAGCAACAAUAUUUGUAUGCCGCAACAAGUAAACUAUUUUAAGCAACAGCUAACUAUUUUUUUUGCCUUUGGAAGACAAUAUGUAUUUGAAAAUUGUAAUAAUUUCGGCCGAACACCACCCACACACAUCUUAUUUGUAGUUUUACACAUAACGAAAUUGCAGGGAUUUUUAUCUUAUUUCAUAUUCUCUUACAAUAAACUGAUAAUAAAUUUGUAAAACCGUAUCAUAAA
Messenger RNA from Drosophila subpulchrella, 2007 nucleotides. RefSeq names its product U4/U6.U5 small nuclear ribonucleoprotein 27 kDa protein (gene ytr). The transcript is spliced from 3 exons. The record is from RefSeq and is a predicted model, not a curated record. Lineage: Eukaryota; Metazoa; Arthropoda; Insecta; Diptera; Drosophilidae. Bases 241 to 825 code for a protein of 194 amino acids. Gene Ontology annotation, biological process: RNA splicing. Gene Ontology annotation, cellular component: precatalytic spliceosome.